Messenger RNA from Contarinia nasturtii (swede midge), 1747 nucleotides. RefSeq names its product peptide transporter family 1-like. The record is from RefSeq and is a predicted model, not a curated record. Gene Ontology annotation, cellular component: membrane. The transcript has 5 exons. The coding region runs from base 192 to 1724 and encodes 510 amino acids. Gene Ontology annotation, biological process: transmembrane transport; oligopeptide transport. Gene Ontology annotation, molecular function: dipeptide transmembrane transporter activity. Lineage: Eukaryota; Metazoa; Arthropoda; Insecta; Diptera; Cecidomyiidae.
AUGACUGGUUAUAAUUCAGAGUUUUUAUAUUGAUUUCGUUUCUAUCUAGGUUUCUAUUGUUUAGUUUUAUUCUUGAGCCCAGUAUUCAUAACACAGGAAAUAAAAGAACAACAAAAACCAAAUUAAUUUUCAUUUGGUUGAAGAAAUAUUCGAUAAAAGUCUUAUAAAACUAAAUACAUUUGUUAUAAGAAAUGGGACACUCCGAUGGGCAGACGUUCGACAACGAAAAUAACAAAGAUAAUGUUUCGAGCGCUCUGUUAAAUAUCGAAAAGGCAGAACCACAAAAGUUACCGUAUCCAAAACGUGUAUUCCUCAUUAUUGGAAAUGAGUUUUGUGAACGGUUCAAUUUCAAUGGAUUUAGGGCAAUUUUGGCAUUUUAUUUGCGAUUCAAACUCGGUUUCACUGAAAAUGAUGCCACGGUACUGUUUCAUGCUUUUGUGAUGUUGGUGUAUUUCACAUCUAUCUUUGGAGCCGUCAUAUCUGACGUUUGGUUGGGAAAAUUCAAAACAAUUUUGUAUUUUUCAAUUUUAUACGUUAUCGGAAGCACGAUCGUUGCACUUGGAGCAAUCCCAGCCAUUUCAAUUUCACCUAAGAUUGCACUUUACAUCGGAUUGACUUCAAUCACAAUCGGCAGUGGCGGUAUAAAAGCAUGUGUUGCACCUUUUGGAGGAGAUCAAUUUGAAUUACCGGAACAAAGUGCACAAAUGGUCAGAUAUUUUUCCAUGUUUUUCUUUGCGUUUCAUGCUGGCUCAUUCAUUUCCACAUCUAUUACACCCAUGUUAAGAGCAGACAUACAUUGUUUCGGUGAAAAUGAUUGCUAUUCGCUGGCAUUUGGAGUUCCUGCAUUGCUUAUGAUUACAUCUAUAGUGCUCGUCAUAAUUGGUAAAUCAUCUUACACUUAUGUUCAAACGUCUUCCGAGAAUAUGUUGCUAAAAAUGUUGGAAUGCAUAUGGAAUGCAAUAAUCACCAAACGACUCAAUGGAAAAACUAAGCCACGCAAAAAUCUGCUGGAUUAUUCGAUUGAAAAGUAUGGCGCACAACUGGUGGUUGACACUCGGAUUAUGUUAAAAAUUUUGGUGCUUUACUUACCUCUGCCCAUUUUCUGGGCAUUAAUUUUUCAAACUGGAUCCCGUUGGACCUUUCAAGCGAAUAAAAUGAACGGUGACCUUGGAUUUUAUACUCUAAAACCGGAUCAAAUGCAAAUGAUUGAAUCAAUAUUUACGCUUACAUUCAUCCCAUUGUGUGAGUUCGUCAUUUAUCCAUUGUUUAGCAAAAUUGGCAUACGGCGACCAUUACAAAAAAUGAAGAUUGGUGGUAUUUUGGCGGGAAUCGCAUUUUUGCUCUCUGCAUAUGUCCAAUACCGAAUUGAAUCGAUGCCGCUAAAUUCCGUAAAUAUGUUGUGGCAAAUACCACAAUAUGUGUUUUUGUCACUGUCUGAUACCAUGACUGGGGUAACUGGCCCAGCGUUUUCAUACGAACAAGCUCCCGAAAGCAUGAAAUCGGUUGUCUUAUCCAUUUGGUGUUUAGAAGUGGCUCUUGGUAAUACAAUUCUUAUUUUUAUAGCCGGAAUGGAAUUCUUUGAAUCACGUGUCUAUGAAUUGUUCUUUUUCUCCGGUUUAAUGUUUUGCAGCAUGUUUGUAUUUGCAAUUUUUGCCUAUAAUUAUGAAAAAUUUAAGAGAUCUAUUGAUUCAGAAAAAAAUAAAAUGGUUGCGGUUAGUACAUGAUUUUUCGAUAAACGUACCAACAG